This is a messenger RNA of Fusarium falciforme, 348 nucleotides long. RefSeq lists its product as hypothetical. Gene Ontology annotation, cellular component: mitochondrial large ribosomal subunit. Lineage: Eukaryota; Fungi; Ascomycota; Sordariomycetes; Hypocreales; Nectriaceae. The record is from RefSeq and is a predicted model, not a curated record. The transcript has 2 exons. Gene Ontology annotation, molecular function: structural constituent of ribosome. Bases 55 to 348 code for a protein of 97 amino acids.
CGAUCCCCUCAAGUCCCGCCAAUUGCACGCACGCUGCGUCCCCACGUCGUCGAGAUGAUUACCAAAUUCAUGACCGAGGUCACGGCCAAGUUCAACCCGUUCUCGGCUUGCGCAAAGCCCGCUCGCCUAUUCCUGACGUUUAUGCCUCCGACUGCCCGAGCGAACGGCACAACCAUCACCACGACUAUCCUGCCCCGAGACUCGAAAGAGCCCAGUUCUCUGCGUGUCAAGUUCAAGGAUGGCAAGGAGCUCGACUUCAACUGUCAAAAGAUCAACAUCAAGGGAUUGGUCGAGGAGGUAGACCGUCACUCUCGUCAGCUGCAGAAGACGGCCGAUUUGACCGAUUAA